UGUAUCUUUAUUGAAGACAAUCGUCGCUGAUAUGGGUGUCCAGUAAGGAUAAGUAGCAUAUUCACGACAUUUUAGCACAGACCUACUGUAAUAAUGGUUUUUAUUUUUGCCUGACCGACGCCCUGUGUUUUAUUUACCCUCGCCGCGCGGGUCUCCUGAAGAUGUCCAACUCAAGCUCGCUAACGUCAGUAUUUGUCCGUUAAGCAUGACCAAUUACCGUAUUAUGCAGUACGACAUGACCCCAUUAUUUUACACCCGAACCUAUCAGCUGGGUGUUCAUAAAUCACAUGUCCAAGAGGAUACGAUGGCAUCCGUGCUAAGCGGCGUUGCAGAUAGUUUCGAAGUCAAUGUCUUGGUGGGAACCAUCGUGCUGACGUUGUGGGUUGUGGUUAUUCUCUGGGGCAUUUAUACACUGGAGUACUACAUAAAACAUAAACAAAAGGCAGUUUACGGUUACCACGGUAGUUCCACUAGUCCGUCCGGGAUCCUGGUAUCAGUCGGCCGGAAAGCUUUCCUGCGCAUAAACUGGCAUGUGUCGCACAAUAUGGGCAACUUGCCGUGGACUUCUUAUUCUUGUUUAAUGAUUACAUGGCUCUUCUGGCUGUUAAUCAUCACAACCAUCGUCACCACCUCUUUAACUGCCAGUCUAAGUAUGACCUUUUCGACACUGCCUUUUAACUCGCCCAGCAGUUUUCUUCAGUCCGAUUACAAUAUUGUAUCGCGAUCAACCGACAUCUUUGAUGCCGGUUCGUUGACGUCACUGAAAUCCAAACGCUUGGAAUUUAAUACAACACAGGAUGAAGUGCUGAUGGAUAUUAUGGUCAACCGUUCGGCCAGCCUCAAGGGAGCAGUUGUUUGCACCAAUGCCGACAAUGCCGCAUGUAGCAACCGGGGUAUUGUGUCAGCAUUCGAUCUGGGGUUACUGCGGUGGAUAACCGUGUUCCAAUUGACAAGCCACCACCCGUUAACGGAUUCCAUAUUAAUGCGAAUGACUAAGUUGGCGCAAGGCGGAGUACCCCGACAUUUAAUGGAUAUUCACAGACUUAUGACGUAUAGUGACAAACAAGCGGUGCACCAUCUGCUCUUCAGAGCCCGCAGACCAAAAAAAGACCAAACCUUCGUGUUCGCGCUGCCAAGACUGACCGGCGUGUUUGACCUGUAUUUUUGCUUCAUAACUGUUAAUUCGUUUCUAUUGUCGCCCAGAAUAGCGCUCGUUCCGGAUCGGCAUCCACAGCAGUACAACACGUCCAUGUUUGGCGCCCCAGUGGAUGUACAAAUGGGUUUGGCGGAUAUCAGCUUGUGUCCGCUUAGCAUGACAUUGGCCCGCAUGGUUGAUUUCGAUAUGCCCCAGCUGUUUGCUACACGCACCUACCAAGUGGGCAUACAUAACUCUCAUAUAACCAAAGGAGGAACAGUGCCCAUUUUGAGCGGCCUAACCAAGACGUUCGUUACGGACGUGUGGAUUGCAACGGGAUUAAUAACCGUGCUCGACUAA
This is a messenger RNA of Paramacrobiotus metropolitanus, 1495 nucleotides long. RefSeq lists its product as uncharacterized. Lineage: Eukaryota; Metazoa; Tardigrada; Eutardigrada; Parachela; Macrobiotidae. The transcript has 6 exons. The record is from RefSeq and is a predicted model, not a curated record. Bases 206 to 1495 code for a protein of 429 amino acids.